Messenger RNA from Helobdella robusta, 543 nucleotides. RefSeq lists its product as hypothetical. The record is from RefSeq and is a predicted model, not a curated record. NCBI's taxonomy places the organism in Eukaryota, Metazoa, Annelida, Clitellata, Rhynchobdellida, Glossiphoniidae. Gene Ontology annotation, molecular function: nucleic acid binding. The transcript has 5 exons. Bases 1 to 543 code for a protein of 180 amino acids.
AUGACGUUCUCGUACUUGUGCGUGGAAUUUUCUGUCGAUCGUGCCGGUGGGCCAGUCAAGCUGGCGCCACACAAGAAGAAGGAGAAGACGAGGGCUCUUUCAUCGUCAACCAUGAUACCACUUCAGUUGGACGGACCAAUGGUUUUCGUCAUUGAACCACUAUCCCCUGAUAACAGCCAUGACUUCAGAAAAAUGUCAAUUUUCAAAAUUAGUAAAUAUUUCCAAAACAAUAUAGGCAAACUGAAUUUCAUUAAAAUUCAACAGAACAGAAUCUUAAUUAAAAUAAAAGGGAUACAUAAUAACUUAAAUGAUAACAAUGGUAAGAAAAUAACUCUGAUAUGGAUACCCAGUCACAUAGAAAUUCAGGGUAAUGAGGAAGUCGAUCAACUGGCAUCACAAGCUCACAAUAUUCCAAUAUCAAAUCUUCCCAUCCCACACAAUGAUUUAAGAUUUUGGACAAAAAAGAUUAAAAAUAGGCCAUUCAAGUUUGACUCAUUCCUGGAUUCUCAACAAAACAAAUUCGCCUACAUGCAACUCUUGUAA